UAUCGGCACCGGGGGGCAGGAAGGCAGCAGAGGCGGGGACGGGGAUGAGCCCCAAGCCCUGGCCCCGGCGUUGGGGACUGGCAGCGGCACUGCCGGGAUUGGUGGGGAAGAUGGGCUGAUGAAUUCGGGGUCCAGGGCUGCUGUGGCACCGACACUGGCACCGGCAGGGCCUCCCGGGUAACCCAAUGAGGCUGGACCUGGAUGUAGGGGUAUGCGUGGUCCUGGCAUCCACCGUGAGGCUGCAGGACACACACGGCAAGGACAGACAGACACGGGGACACCCACAGGGACAUCCAUGGGUCACCCACACCUGCACACACAGGGCACUUCGUCCUGCCCCAGCCCCCUGUGCAUGGCACACGGGACAGCCCCAUCUCCGACCUUCAGCCUCCCGGCCAUCUCUCCAUGGGAGACUGGCACUGCCAGCCACAGUUGUGACGGUUCAGGGGUGUCACUAGGCUGGGCUGGCUGCCAGUGGUGACACUGGGAGGCUCCAGGAGCACCUGGAGUGCAGCCAAUGCCUCCACCUGUCUCGUCCAACGGCGAGGCCACAGGGGCCGGUGCUGUGGGGUCACUGCAUGGCCUUGAUGCCAGUGGCCGGGCAGACGCCAGGGCGUGUUGGGCAUCUCCAUGCCCAAGGCAGGGACACACAUGGGCAUGGCACGUGCCUGUGGCAUCUGAGCAUGGUGUGGUCACACCGGCUCCACUGGUCCUGCUUGGGAAUGGCCCCACGCCCUGCCCUGAACCACUGUGGGGCUGGAGCCGGUGUCACUUGCCAGUGCCACCGUGCCAGUCCCACCGUGCCAGUGACACCGUGCUGCCUCCUGCUACCAGGUCACUUCUGUGCCAACCUGAGCCAUCUCCCCAGGGAUGAACCAGGCCUCUUCACAGUGAAGCCUGAGGCUGGAAAGGCUCUGGGUGCCUCUGGGCACCGUUGCAGGUGGUGGUAACAACCUGGCACGUGGCUUGGCAGCUCUGCCUGGGCAUGGGGCUGGAUCCGCACUGGGUGAGCCAACAGCACCCUCUGGAGCCAUUCCAGUCCCCUGUCCCAUGGGAACUCCCUCCUUAGCUGUGUCCCAGUGGCUAGAGGGAGCUGCUGGGACCCACUGGGCUCAUCCUGCUGGCCAGGCACCAACUGCAGGGUUGGCAUCCCAGGGCUGGCACUGCAGUGGGAGCUGGGCAUGGCUGGGGCAUAUGGGUUGGUGAUGGGUUUGUGUGUGGCACCGUGACCACCAUUGGAGCUGCCCUUGCUGUCCGUUUCUGGCUGGCACACGACUGGCAUAUCCUUGCAGCUGCCGCAUUGAUUAGCUCAAUGCAGAGCUAAUGGUCAGGAAGUGGAGCUGGAAGCCCCAGGGACACUGCAGAGGCCACUUGUGUUCCUCGUCCUGCGGCUGCCAGGAGAGUUUGAGCUGCCCACGAGCAUGUCCUGGGCUCUGUGUGUGCAUGUGUGUGUGCCGUGUUCCAGUUGUGGCUGCCAGUCCCCACCCUGCCAGUGCUCACAGUCCCGAUACCCACACUGCUGGUGCUCAUGAUGUCAGUGCCCACACUGCCACUGCCCACACUGCCGGUGCUCACACUCCUGGUGCUCACACUCCUGGUACCCACACUCCUGGUGCCCACAACCCAAAGGGAUGCAGAGGCAUUUCCCCAUGGUUGCAGAGCUCUCAGUUCCCUCCAGCCCUGGAGACCUGCCCGCGCUGCUGACGCCCUCCGCUGAAGCCCAGAUGGUGCAGUCGUUGGGCUUCGCUGUGUACCGGGCACUGGACUGGGGGCUGGAUGAGAACGAGGAGCGGGAGCUGAGCCCACGCCUGGAGCAGCUCAUUGACCUGAUGACCAACAGCGACUCAGAGGACAGUGGCUGUGCCACAGCUGACGAGGGCUAUGGGGGGCAGGAGGAGGAGGAGGAGGGGGGCGAGGGACCGCCGCGCGCUGUGCGCACCUUUGGCCAGGCCAUGCGGUGCUGUGCUGCCCGCCUGGCCGACCCUGCCGGCGCCCCGGCGCACUACCAGGCUGUGUGCCGCGCACUCUUCGCUGAGACUGUGGAGCUCAUGGCCUUCCUCGCCAAGAUCCGUGAUGCCAAGGAGCUGCUGCAGAAGCUGAAGGAGGAUGAGGAAGAGGAGGAGCGGCCGGCGGCAGAGCUGGGCAGCCUGCGCAACACCGACUGGGCCCGGCUGUGGGUACAGCUGAUGCGAGAGCUGCGGCACGGCGUGAAGCUGAAGAAGGUGCAGGAGAAGCAGUUCAACCCGCUGCCCACUGAGUACCAGCUCACGCCCUUCGAGAUGCUCAUGCAGGACAUCCGUGCCCGCAACUACAAACUCCGCAAGGUCAUGGUGGAUGGAGACAUCCCCCCACGGGUGAAGAAGGAUGCCCACGAGCUCAUCCUCGACUUCAUCCGCUCCCGGCCCCCCCUGAAGCAGGCAUCAGAGCGACGGCUGCGGCCCCUGCCCCAAAAGCAGAGGACGCUCCAUGAGAAGAUCCUGGAGGAGAUCAGGCAGGAGCGGAAGCUCCGGCCCGUGGAGCAGAAAGGGUACAGCUCCCUGCCCUGCAUCCCACAUGCCUGUGCUGGCCGCCUGGCCUCCAACUCCUGCCUCGAGCUCUCUCGGUGCCCGGCCAGUGCCAUGCCCACACGCCCACGACCACGUGUCCUCCUCAAGGCGCCCACUCUGGCCGAGAUGGAGGAGAUGAACCUCUCAGAGGAUGAGGACUCUCCAGGCACAGAGGUGCUGCUGAAGCGGGAUCGCUCCUUCUCAGAGCAGGACCUGGCACAGCUGCAGAGCCAGCUAGGGGCUGACCAGACUGCACCCCAGGACCCGGAGCCACUGCAGCCUGAGCCCCGGCCCCGCUCAGGCUCUGUCCCUGCCAGCUGUCACCGGCUGCCAGAUGGCCCAGCACCGUCCCGGGCUGCCCUUGGUGCUGUGGAGGAGAGACCAGAGGACGGAUCCAGUGCUGCCCCCACCACCAGCUCCAAGCACCUCUGGCUGGAGUUCAGCCACCCCGUGGAGAGCCUGGCCCUGACUGUGGAGGAGAUGAUCAAUGUCCGCAGGGUGCUGGUCAAGGCUGAGAUGGAGAAGUUCCUGCAGAGCAAGGAGCUGUACAGCAGCCUGCGGAGAGGGAAGGUUUGCUGCUGCUGCAGGGCCAAGUUUCCCCUCUUCUCCUGGCCCGCAGCCUGUCUCUUCUGCAAGCGGUCUGUCUGUAGCUCCUGCAGCCUGAAGAUGAAGAUGCCUUCCAAGAAGCUGGCUCACAUCCCCGUCUAUGCGUUGGGCUUCGAGAGCCUCCCGGGCUCGCUGCUGCCCAAGGCGCUGCCGCUGCGCCGGAGGGAGCCCUUCCACUCGCUGUCGGGGCCGUGCUGGCGCCGAGUGGAGGAGGAAUUCCCGCACAUCUACGCCCAGGGCUCGGUGCUGCGGGACGUGUGCCCCGACUGUGCCGGGUUCGUGAAGGACGUGGUGAGCUCCAGCCGGCGCAGCGUGGCCGUGCUCAACGCCAGCGCCGCGUCCCGGCGCCACGCCAAGGCCCGCUCCCUCUACAGCGACGCCUGGCUCCAGUGAGGGGCCCCAUGCCCCGGUGAUGGGCGCCACGGGGGUGCCCCCCCGCUGUACAUAUAUACAUAGAAUGGAUACACACAGCCUCUAUAUUUAUAUACGUUAUGGAUGAGGGGCAAAAGGACCCGUUCCUGCCAUCCCCUUCCAUCCCUGCCACGAGCCCCUGGGGGCACAAGUCCUGCCAUGGGGCACCUGCAGCCCCUGAGGGCAUGGAUCCCACCGUGGGGUACCCACAGACCCCGAGGGGAUGGAUUCCACCGUCGCACAGCCCCUGAGGGGGUGGAUCCAGCUGUGGGGUACCCACAGCCUCCAGUGGAACGGAUCCAGCUAUGGGACACCUGCAGCUUCCGGGGGGAAGGAUCCCACCGUGGGGCAACUCCUGGGAGAACAGGUCCUGCUGUGGAGCACCCACAGCCCCUGAGGGGAUGGAUCCCACCAUGGACAACUGUCAGUCCCCAGAUGGAUGGAUCCUGUUGUGGGACACCCGCAGCCCCCCCGGGGGCACAGAUCGCACCGUGGGGCAGCUCCUGGGGGAACAGAUCCCACGGUGGGGCACCUGCAGCCCCCUGUGUUGGCUCCCCCCAGCCCUGCUUCUGUGCCAAGCCCUGGCUGUGCCGGGGUGCCCGGUGCCCUGGGCUGGCACGGCUGCUCUGUAUGUUCCCCCUCUGAUAAUAAACCCGCUGGGCUACCC
This is a messenger RNA of Neopelma chrysocephalum (saffron-crested tyrant-manakin), 4230 nucleotides long. It is a transcript of the gene SPIRE2, whose product is annotated as spire type actin nucleation factor 2. Bases 1632 to 3545 code for a protein of 637 amino acids. Gene Ontology annotation, molecular function: actin binding. Lineage: Eukaryota; Metazoa; Chordata; Aves; Passeriformes; Pipridae. The record is from RefSeq and is a predicted model, not a curated record. Gene Ontology annotation, biological process: polar body extrusion after meiotic divisions; Golgi vesicle transport; cleavage furrow formation. The transcript has 15 exons. Gene Ontology annotation, cellular component: cytoplasmic vesicle membrane; cell cortex.